UCCGUUUUCUAUCCUCUCUCCUCUGGUGGUGGUAGUGUCACUGAGAACAUAAUUUACCACUGGCCAUUUCGCGGCAUACUUUAUAAAAUAGGUCUGUAGUAAAGAUUAGGUAGACAUGGAUGAUUUUGAUAUGCUCAGUGCUCCACAGUCCAAUGCCGGUAAUGGUGUUGGGGCGGAAGAGGAUCCCGCUGCCGCGUUUUUGGCACAACAGGAAAGUGAGAUCGCGGGGAUUGAGAACGACGAAGGAUUCAGCAUCCUGGACAGUGGAGAAGUCCCUUCUUCUCUCGGCAAUAAUCUGUCAGGAGAUCAGGAUGCCGCUGGGGGUGCGGUGAAUGGAGACGUACACGAGGAGAGUAAUGGCCCAUCUGAUGCUUAUGCGGCCAUCUCCAGUGCUGACCGUUUGCAAGCUGAGCCAGAAAGUCUACGCAAGUGGAGAGAAGAACAGAGAGACCGUCUAGAGCUUUUGGACGCCAACUCCCGUAAACAGGAGACUGAGUGGAAGGAGAAGGCAAAAGUGGAGCUGGAGGACUGGCACAAGCGGCAGGAGGAAACGCUGGAAAAGACCAAAGUGAACAACAGGGUGCUGGAUGAAGAUUUCUACAAACAGCCCUUCUCUGAGCUCAUUGGUUAUGUCACACACAUUAACCAUCCUUGCUACCGCCUAGACCAGGCGGCGGAGGAGGCCAUGGUGUCUGACCUUGACGAAAACAACCCAGGGACAGAGUGGGAACGUGUCGCACGCCUCUGUGACUUCAACCCCAAGUCAAGCAAGCAGGCCAAAGAUGUAUCCCGCAUGCGCUCUGUUCUCAUCUCCCUGAAGCAGUCGCCCCUUGUCCGCUAGGCCUGAUGGUUCAGAGGAGGAAUGGCAGACGGAGAUGGGUAAAGAAGAAAGCAAGCGCUACUGAUCCUUAACUACAUCGUCCACAAGGGCAACACUGCAAUACCACAGAGCACCAUGUAUAAAAUCCUUGUGGUAUUACUGUCUAAUUUCAAACCUAUUUCAAAUCUCAUUUCAAAGAGCAAAGUGUUAUUUUUUAUUUUUGAUUUAGUCUAAAAUGGACCAAACGACAUCAUGUGUGAUUUCAUGUUUUGUUUUCUUUGUCUUGUUGCAUUUCAUUGCUAUAGAACUGAUGUGGCAUUGUGAGCUAUACAUCUAUGCAUUCCCUUUGACCUCUUUAGAAUAUGGUUUCUAAACGUGACCUGUGUAUUCAUACAGUGCACUAUAUGUAUUCUGUGUGUGUGUGUGUCUAUGUACAUAAAGAAUACUGGCUCCUGUGUAUACAAAGGUAUGAGGAUAAAAAUAGAUAAGUGGUUUUAAAGGCAGAGCUAACCUUACUUGUUGCAUCCUCUGUAUUUGAAUAUCAUUAAAGUUCUAUGAAAUCUG
Molecule: messenger RNA, 1384 nt
Organism: Engraulis encrasicolus (European anchovy)
Lineage: Eukaryota; Metazoa; Chordata; Actinopteri; Clupeiformes; Engraulidae
Gene: clta
Product: clathrin, light chain A
Exons: 7
Coding region: 116-841 (241 amino acids)
Biological process (GO): clathrin-dependent endocytosis; intracellular protein transport
Cellular component (GO): clathrin coat of coated pit; plasma membrane; synaptic vesicle membrane
Molecular function (GO): clathrin heavy chain binding; structural molecule activity
Source: RefSeq, a predicted model, not a curated record